Molecule: messenger RNA, 1341 nt
Organism: Camelina sativa (false flax)
Lineage: Eukaryota; Viridiplantae; Streptophyta; Magnoliopsida; Brassicales; Brassicaceae
Product: mitochondrial arginine transporter BAC1-like
Biological process (GO): mitochondrial L-ornithine transmembrane transport
Molecular function (GO): L-ornithine transmembrane transporter activity
Source: RefSeq, a predicted model, not a curated record
AUGCAACCUUAUCCCAUAAUUUUUGUUUUAAGUUUAACCGAAGUGUUGGAAACUUUGGUAAAAAAACAUUUUAGUCAUAAAUAAAUUAAGUGAAAAAAAAAAAUUACUAAGCAAAGGGUAAAUUUUGUAGUACUCUCUCAAAUUUUACUCUGCACUGCAAGCAAAUGUUAGAAAUUAAAUCAAAACUGUUGAAAGAAGGAAAAAAAUAAAAAAUAGUGAAGUGCUCGGUGGCGUGGUGGGAAUGGGAGAGAAGAAGACGACGACCGGAGGGGGAUUAGGGUUUUACAAGGAAUAUGUCGCCGGAAUGAAUGCUGGUCUCGCCACUGUCGCCGUCGGCCACCCUUUCGACACCGUCAAGGUCAAAGGACUUUAUAGGGGAGCUACAUCGUCGUUUUUGGGAAUGGCUUUUGAAAGUUCAUUGAUGUUUGGUAUAUAUUCCCAGGCAAAGCUGUUCUUGCGGGGAACUUUGCCAGAUGAUGGGCCACGUCCAGAGAUAAUUGUUCCGUCUGCUAUGUUUGGUGGAGCUAUCAUUAGUUUUGUAUUAUGUCCAACAGAGCUAGUAAAGUGUAGAAUGCAGAUCCAAGGAACGGAUUCUUUGGUUCCUAACUUCCGUAGAUACACCAGUCCUCUUGAUUGUGCUGUUCAGACCGUCAAAAAUGAAGGGGUAACAGGUAUAUUUCGUGGUGGUUCGGCAACAUUGUUAAGAGAAUGUACCGGAAAUGCUGUCUUUUUUACUGUCUAUGAGUACUUACGGUAUCAUAUCCACUCGAGAUUGGAGGAUUCGAAGCUGAAAGAUGGUUACUUGAUUGACAUGGGGAUAGGAGUUUUAACUGGUGGCCUUGGAGGCAUAGCUUGCUGGUCAGCUGUCUUGCCCUUUGAUGUAGCAAAAACAAUUAUCCAGACCUCUCCAGACAAAGCUACCGAGAGAAAUCCUUUAAAAGUGUUGAGCUCGAUUCACAAGAGAGCUGGACUCAAGGGAUGCUAUGCAGGUCUGGGUCCAACCAUUGUGAGAGCAUUCCCUGCUAAUGCAGCAGCAAUCGUCGCUUGGGAGUUCUCAAUGAAAAUGUUGGGAAUCAAACGUGACUAGGAUUAGUCUUCCAAUCUAAUUUAUUUGGUCCGAUAUACAGAUGUCAGUAAGGAUUAUGAUGAGCUUUCUUGCAAGAGAACUACAGAUAUCAAGAAUCAAAAGUGUCUUCCAAAUUAUUAUUUUUGAUAGCGUUUUAGCUCUCUCUCCUCAUAUGUUAAUUGCAAAAUAUAUACAGAUUCUUGGUCUAGUAUAAGAUCUUGGCUUGUAAUAACAUUUCCUAAGUUUACACAGUCUUACACAUAAUAUUUCAAGCA